UUGGUGGCUGUUAGCUGACGGGAACUGUGGUUAUCUCAAUUGUUGUUUUCGCUGCUUUUCCCUUCGAGCCAACAAAUUCGAACCGCUUCCAGAAAAAAACAAAAAAAUAAUCAAAUUAAACAAAAGGUGCAAAAUCUUAGAAAAUGUCCUUUCGGAUCGAGCAGGGCCACCCGACGUUCGCUCGUGACUUGUUUAUCAGGACGGUUUUGAUAAGAUUCCAGGUCUCGUUUUGCGUUUGAAAACGUAGAAAAAUAUGUCGAACCCGUCUUACUACUUUAAACCGAGGUGGCUCGACCUGUUCAACUCGUCCUGGGCAUCGGAGCGCAUCGACAACAUAGCGACGAGGGAAGGUGCCCAGCUGCUCUAUGACAGCCUUCUAGCGAACAAAGAGCUGGUAACGCUGCCGGUCGCUCAGCCUCCUUACAGCAGGCAGCCUGAAUACACUGCGAGCUACACCUUCGCCGAGUUGGAACAGCAUGUGUUCUCAUUGCUCCAGGUCCAGCGCAGACUGGCCAAGAGCUCCAGGAGCGAGUCGACCUAUUGCAUAAUUCUCAACCAGCGGUUGACGCUCCUCAAGCGGAUCCUCUAUGCUUUCACUGCUGUCAGAUAUGACCCGAAAGAGGUAUCACAAGGAGAUGAUUCGCUUGACGGUGGAGACGAUAAAUUUGCAACUGAAGUCAUCAUCGAUAGAUCUCAGAUGACAGGGUCGCAAGCUUUGGUGGAAGUCGCUAUCAGAUCGGGCCUGUCUUUAUUUUUCGCUUUGCUUAGACAAAGUUGGCAGUUCUCACAGAUGCCUGAUAGCCCGAGGAGUACGUUGUGUGGAGAUGUCUUACGUACGGCGUUGGAAGUCGUCAGGUCACUGCCUGCUCUUUCUCUCUCAAAUGAAAACCAGCUCUCGGCCCUCGGUGUUGAAACUUUGACACGCGUCUGCGACUUUUUGACUUCGGUUGCAGACCCAUCUUCUGAAGCCUUAGCAGAAGAUCGCCAGCUUGCUUGUGAACUUCUUUUACUCAUUGCAAUUCAAAGAGGUUCCCUGCCACACCUUCUCAAAUGGAUUUCGAUGGCUCUCAAAUGCUCCAGCAAUACAAGUUUCAUUAACAAAGAUGCCUUCACAGCCGCGAUUGCUUCAAUGAGCUCUCAGAUCUGCAUCCCACUCAGGGACAACCUAGAACCGAUGAUACCGUUAUACAAGGCUGCUAUUAUUCUCAUGCAAGUUGUGGUCGGCUUGGCCGGUGACUACUCGAGGAGCUGGGGGAUGGGUCAGAUGGUCGAGUACGAAUCGGACAAGAAUGGAGUUUACAUUUGGGGAAGCAAUUCCUCGAACCAACUCGCUGAGGAAAAAGCAGAUGCAAUAUUGGUAUGGAAACCUAAAAAAUCAGCAGCUUUCAACAAUGUCAAACAAAUUGAGGCAGGACAGCAUUGCACUUUUGUUGUUCACACUAAUGGAGAUGUGACGGCAUGUGGUAAAGGCACCUAUGGAAGAUUAGGCCUUGGUGAUUCCAGCAGCCAGACAACACUCAAAAGGGUCCCAUUUGAAUCCAAGAUCAAAAUGGUCGCUUCGUCUAAAGGAGGUGAUGGUCAUUCACUCGCUCUUUCAGAAGACGGGCAGGUUUUCAGCUGGGGGGACGGAGAAUAUGGGAAAUUAGGACAUGCAAACAGUAUGACUCAACGACAGCCUAAAUUAAUUGAGGCACCUUUUAAAACGCUUAAAAUCGUAUGGGUCAGUGUUGGAUUUCGACACAGUGCAGCCGUGUCGGAAGACGGUUCUCUUUACACCUGGGGAGAGGGUGAUCAAGGGAGAUUAGGUUUAGGCGAUCGUUUGGGCCGGAGCAUACCGACUCUCGUUCCUGAGGUCUCAGGAGCAGGCUCCGUUGCCUGUGGCAACUCACAUACACUUGUCCUAUCAGCGAAUGGUAAAACGGUGUGGUCCUUCGGCUCAGGUGAAGGCGGCAAACUCGGCCAUGGCAAUACAUCGAACAAAUACAAACCAACUGUCAUAGCUGCCCUCCAGAAUCUUUACAUUCGUAAAGUCGUUGCUGGAAACUGUUUUUCCCUUGCACUCACAAACAGUGGAACAGUGCUUGCAUGGGGAACGGGUGACUGUCUAGGGCUGGGUGGUGGCUAUGAGGAGGUGUCACUUUAUCCAGAAGCCAUCAGCACAUUGGCACCGAUGCACAUAGUGGACAUCGCUGCCGGUGAAACCCAUUGCCUGGCAGUGACGAACGAUGGUAAUGUUUAUGCAUGGGGCAUGAACACGUUCGGCCAAUGUGGUCUCGGCUGCACAACAUCGCCUAUCGGACGUCCACAAAUGGUUGCCGGCAUGGACAGCGGGAUGGUCAAUGUUGUGUCUGCUGGGACUUCACACAGUGCUGCCUGGUCGUCACCACCAUGUGGCAAUUUCAGUGAGGCCUUAGCUUGGCACUGCCCAUUUUGCGUCGAACUCAAAGAAGGCACUUUUUCACUCCUUUUACAAUUUCUGCAGUGCUACUGCAGUACAUUCGAAGGCGAUGUUCAAUCUCCAUUCAGCAAUCAUGAAGAACAUGAACUAUUUGCUGUGCUCUGUCUUCGACUCCUCUGUACUCACCUCUCAUUAUCGCAAAUUGUAAAUGUUGAUUUGGCAUGCUCAAUCAUCUGUGGUAAUCAGGCCGAACUCCUCUGCCAAUAUCUCUUCAAGCUAGUGGACCUUCCUACUCCCAAAUCAAUAUCGCUUCUUGUGACCGAGUGCCUGGCUGUCGGUGCAUCUCUUCUGCUGCCACCAUUACGGCAAAGAUUGGAACUCUUACACUCUCUCCUUUCUUACGGGUCCAAUCUUUCAAAAGGACAGAAAAUGCUCUUAAAUAUUAUUGUCGCAAGCCUUGAAGAGCGAAGUCAGUUGAGGUCCUUGAUAAUACAAUGUGGGUCCAAAGAGGCCGAAUGCCAGAAUCUAAAAUCAAAAGACUUCAAACUCAUAGAAAACCUCCUGGAAACGCUCCUGCAAAACUUGAGCGUACAGACGUUCGAGUUGCUUGAUUUGAUCGAGAGUCAUCUUGAGAAAGGCGACGUGCCCGAGAGUGUUUGGAGGAUAAGACUGAACAAUUCUUGCCAUCUGCAAGACCUGCUGACAUCGCUCCACACUCACCUUCUAUCCCAUUCAUCCACAAACACCGAUUUGACACAGGGUUCUUCCAAACUUCUUCACAAUCAUAUUAAAAUGCUUCUGCUUUUAGCAGGGAAAAUGUUCACGAGGAUGUCAUCGAUUAUGGAAUCUCACCCAGCCUACAUUGAUCGUCUAUGUGAUGUGUUGUACUAUUCUUUAGCGGGAUAUCUGCUUUCCAAUUUAGUCCAUUCCAUGUUAAUUUUCUCUAUUGGAUUCGUACAGCCUUUGCUUAGCGAUUUGAUCACCCUUUUAUCACCGCUUGACAAGUUCAACCGGCUCAUCCCAUAUGACGGGGAGGAUUCAGAAGCCAACACGCCUACUGUGACGGAUCCAAACCCGAAAAAUACUUGGGCUUGGGCAAUUGACCUGGAAAGGGCUUGCGGCCUUGUUGUCGGCCAGUGCUUCGGCGGGAUGGUUGCAGGACCUCCUCUCAGCACCCAGGAAAAGGAAACUUUAGUUUGGCUCAAUGAAAGUCUCUUCCACUAUGGCUUAGAAGAGCUUUCAAACACUUACGACAUAAGAAGUAUUAUCGAUAUUUUUUCAUCAAUUGAAAAUGAAUAUAAACAAGUGAAACCUUAUGAACUUUAUGACAAAUAUAUGGAAACGAUAGGUCUGAAAGAAUCCCAUUUUUUAAGGGAUAUUUUUUCUGAUGAGGACAAAGGAUAUCUGCACUUUUCAGAAAAAGAAAUAGAAAACGAUAAACUCCUGUGCAGCUUGAGAGAAUACGCUUCAUCUGUCGAUUUAGGAAAUAUUCUUGAUAACAUUCCUUUGAUCACCGUAACAAGGAUAUUUUUAUUGUGCUUAAUUAAACACACAGGAGUCAAUCCUUAUAAGACUGGUGUUUGGAACGAUCCGAGCAUGCUCGAGCUUUACCGGACAGCGCUUAGACUCCGCUGUUCAUUGCUUUGCUGUGAUAAAGAGACUGAAGAGGACCAGUGUAGUGAAAGUUUAGACAUAGGAGAGGACAAGAUUAAAAAAAUGUGUACCAAGUUAGAAGAUAGGUGUAUUUUCCUACUCGUUGCCGUCAGGGGUCCAAAUUCCCGGCCUUGGUUCGAUAAAUCAGAAGAGAAAUGCACUCAUGAAAGCAGUGUUUUUGUUACAAGACCGAGUGAAGAUCUGAGAGGAAGCACCUCCUGCAAACUCCAUGAAUCGUGUGCUUUGAUAAUGAAUUUUGUACUUGGUGUUUGUAAAGGCAAAUACCUCUCUUCUGGGAUCGAUGAAGGCAGUUGUACAGAUUUUUCUACCCUUUUUAGUGCAAUGUCAAUGGAACAGGAGAGGGCAGAGAUUCGUUUGAAUGCGCUUCACCAAAUACUUGAGCUGUUGCAAACCAAUAAGGAUUUGGAUGAAAAUGGUUGCACUGAAGGAUCACCGUCCAUGUUACUAAAUUGUGUUCAUGAACAUCUUUUAAGCGGCUGUUUUGGCCUUUGUGAUGAGCUGUCAAGCCACCAACUGUAUGACUAUCUCGAUCAUAUCAGAACGGCGCUGCCUUCCAUCAAAGAUGAAGUGACCAAAGCCAUUCACUCAAUAUACUCGAUAAUGAUCGCUUCUAUCAAGUACAGGCUGCACAACUGUGAUGAUGUCAAAUCUCAAAAACUGCAGACGCUCACUUUAUACACUUUGAGUGUUAAAUAUUUCCCGAAAGAUUUGAAGCAUGUCGUCGAGUGUGAACUUCUGCCCGUACUCGUCGAGAUAGCUCUUGUUGAACCCAAGAGCACGCUUUCCAAAGCAAGCAUUAAUCUCAUACGAAUUAUCGCAAUUUCAACAACAAUCCAUGCUGAAAUCCUAGAACCAGCUGUGAUUAACAGUGUUGUAAAAGUUCUGCACACAUAUCUGGAAAAUAUAGUUAAGCUUUUAAGCCCAUCUGUUGAAUCUAGCCCAGACUUCUCUUUGCUGUUAACUGACACAAAAGAAAUGGAAUACCAUUUGAGCGACCUCCUUCUCCUUGUUGUGAGCAUGUGUUGCUCACCGAUAAUUAGGGAAGUGCUCAGCGCGAGCUCAUGGACUGGCGCUCUUCUCGCUCUCUUAAAUGUAAGCCGAGCCGGCCACUCUUACCUUACAGUGCUCAAACCCCGGCUUCUAAUUCUAGAACUUCUGGCUAAACUCUUACCAUCACAGAAAGCAACACAGGAGGACAAAGAACAGGUUGUAAGGGUGUUGUUUCGCCAGUUGUCUGCUAAUAUGUGGGUUAUCCCACAAACCCUAGCCGAAAGAAAAGCGUAUUUGAAAGAAAUGGAUCUCGACAUACAUCUGGGCAGACUGACUAGCCCUUCAGCAAGCACUACUAUGAACAACGUGAAUGCAAACGACAGCACGCUCAUGAUGGAAAUAGGCUUUGAUCCUGAAAAAGUCAUGUGCUGUACGGUCGAUGGAGGGAACAUGCUCGUCCACGGGAAGGGGGGCAGGGGCUACGGCCUGGGCAAUAUUUCCAUUACUUCAGGCUGUUACCAGUGGAAAUUUAUAAUUACAAAAGAACACAAAGGGAACGAAGGAACUUGUAUUGGUCUAGCCAAGUGGCCUUUUCAGGAUUACAGUCACAGAACGACAAAAGAGAUGUGGCUCUAUCGCGCUUACAGUGGAAAUCUUUACCAUGGAGGAGAACUACGUCUCAGCCUUCCAUCGUUUACACAAGGUGAUAUCAUAACGACAGUCCUUGACAUGGAUGCGAGGACCUUGAGCUUCGGGAAGAAUGGUGAUGAGCCGAUUAUCGCAUUUCAAGAAUUGGACCUGUCAGCACCUUUGUACCCGUGUGUUCUCUUUUACAGCACAAACCCUGGUGAAAAGGUCAAAAUCACCGAAAUGCAAAUAAGUGGUGCACCAAGAGAGCUGCUCGCCGGUGACCCUCAAUGUGCACCAGUUCCAAUUCUGAUGACCGAAGCUUACAUCACACUGAUCAGAACAUUGCACAAUACUGAAUACUGGGGUCCACAGGUGAAUGAGUGUAUUAUGGAAAGAUUAAACCAAGCAAAGGAUUUGCUGCCUGACUUGCCAUUGAACUUGAGGGAAGAUAAUCUUUCACCUUUGAAAUACAGUGCCGUCGACCUGACUGAUAAAUAUGCAGGGAGCAGUUUGCCCCAGAAGGAAAUAGAUCUUGACCAGUUGUGCAAAGAGGUGUGGCCCGCUUUGGCGGUUAUCGGCGGGCUUGAUCAUGGCCUGCGCGUCGGUGGUGUAUGUCUUCACAAGCAGUCGGGUAGAAAAGCGACUGUUUUGGGAACGUUGAAACAAGGAAUGACCAAUGUCAAAGUCAUGUGGCAUGACAUGGAUUUCACAGUGAGUGACUGUCCAUUGACAAGUUUGGAACCUUUUGAGGAAGUUCCAUUUGACACUUACAAAUUGCCGGAUCUUUCACCAGAUAUUUGGAUGUAUUUGGCACGUCUGAGCGGCUUCACAUCAGAGUUGGAAUUCCCCAAUUACAAUUUGUCUUCGAAAGAGGAAGAAUUGAUCUCACAUACAGCUGAAAGUGAUGAAGAAAACAGGCAGGAGGGGAAGUUUUCCCGUUCGGUUGAGAUCCUCUCUAACCAGAUGGUGACAAACAUAAUCGGUGAAAUCACCCGAAAAGGCAAUGCCGAGGUGACAAUACAGAAUUCAGAGGACCUGGAAGCACAGAAAAAGGAAUUCGACAUGCGUAUAGCGGCGAAAUGGGCUGUCAACAACAAGCUACUUGAGUGCGAAGGGAAGACAUUGAGGCUAUGCAUCCUUCAGUUGUGUGCCAUGAAAACGAUCGCGACAUUCGUCUCUUGCAACAAAUACAUUGAAAUUCUACUCGAUCCAUCAUCUGAAAUAAAAAUGCCACCAAAAGAUGAGGGACUCGAGGAAUUGGUUAAGAAAGAAGUCUCACUGGAACAGGAUGAAAUGCUCAAAGAAACGCUACACUUCAUACUUAGGUGUUUUGUAGAACGAUGCAUUGAAAGAUCGAUCCAGCCUUGGCUCAGUAAUAUAAGAGAUCUGGAGAGGGUCAUCAGUGUGAUACAUAGCAAUCAUAUAAAAUCAAAUGCCGAGCACCACCACAGAGUACCACAGCUCGAAGCAAGAGUCAAAGCAUUAGGAAAUGUCCAACGGUUCAAUUCUUACCCUGUUGGUCACCAACAAUCCAAGGCUUCGACUGCAGAACAUAAUCAGCCUUCGAUUCCAUCGACGUCACGAGGAAGACUUGAUUCGAGGAUUCAGCAGGCUUGUAGAAGCUCGUACUGGGCGACUGUCACCUCUGCGUCGUACCAGACACAGAUGUUGUUGCAGGAAAAACAGACAGCAUCUCAGUCAUUGACGAACAUGAGGUCACCGUCGCCUCCUCAUAUCCCAGUUGUCACGCCAUUAUUAGACAUGGGUUUUUCACUGAGACACAUAAAAAAAGCCAUACAUGCCACAGGCCAUACUGGGAUAUUUACGGCUGCUGCAAUAAACCAGCUGGCCACUUGGAUGUUAGAGAACCCUUCCAUUGAAUCAGACAUAUUAAGCACGAGUACAGCAUCUUCCCCUUGCAUAGACUCAUCGCCGAUGGCAGACCCACGGGGCAUAGGCAACCUCUACCUCUGGGAAGUUGAGGUCGAUUCUUCCCAUCACCGUAGAUAUUUGGCACCAAGAAGGAGACCUUGUUCCGACAUUAGGAGCUAUUUGAUUGACCGAGCUGUCAGUACAUUGGAUCGGUAUCGAGAAAGGGAACACGUACGGGGUGAGGCGCAACCACUCUGUUCGCAGAGUACACAAACCCUUGCUGACAUAGCUGUCAACUCUCUCUCCUAUUCGAAUCUUUCAGCAGUUUCGGGCAAUCAGUGUGGUCUAUGCAAAAGGAGCUACACACAACUUGCAAACCACAUGCUCUCAAGUCAUCCGGGAUGCCGCAACACUUGGAAUUCCAGCAUCUGUGGAAAAGUUUAUGGAAAUGAAUAUGUGCUUUGUAUGGACUGCCAAGAUUUGUACAGAGGCUUAAUCGAGGAAAGGGUUCAAAAUAAUGAUUCUCAAUUACCUUCACCCAACCUGAUAACAGAUCUCGAGGCAUCUUACGAGUAUGCACCAUCAUUUUUUGAGGGCCCAUUAGACUUGAUGAAAUUGGAAGAACUUGGCAACGCUUUCAGUGUCGUGAACGUCAAUUCGGUCCUGGAGCCGGUGACAUUCCAUGCGCCCGACCCACUCGGCUCCUCUUUCAUACCCAACAUCACAUCGGCAUCAAAACCUACGACGACAACAAACGGCUUGGGCAUACAGAGCGACACUCCCCUCGGUGAACAAGCUGCGACUCUCAACUCGAGUAAAGACAGAAUAGAAAUACUCAAAAAAAUCACCAAGGUGGCACAAACUGCCAUUUCACGUUUUGUCAUUAUGGAAGCACUCACACAUCUAACAAACAGUGGAGCAAAUACAAAUUUGUCGUAUGGUUUGGGUGCCAUCGGCUUGAGCGAUGUGAGAAAAGUCGUCCGUCUCAUGACACUGAUGGCGACGACGCAGUCGAAAGCACUGCCAAACCUGAGCACGGCGAUUGCGUCUAUUAUUUCCAAUGAUCAAUCAGCGAGCAAACUCGUUAUUUAUAUGUGUGCACAGGAACUUUUGACAAUAGCUAAUAAAGGACUUCAUUCAAGCGUAUUUGCGGUUACACAAUCUCUUGUUGAAAUGCUCACAUCUCAUGUAGGAUCAUUGAUAAAAUCCAAAAAUAAAAAUGACGAGGAUAAAAUACCUGGAAGUCCUACUGACAAUAAAUCAUUAAGCCCGCUGUUGUUGGCGAAUGCGCUUUCGGCCUGCAUACUUUCAACUAAAUUGACUCCAACGAUCAGACAAUGGGCUGCACAGCAACUGGUCGUCUGCCUGUCGAUGAAAAGCACCAUUUUACCGAAUCACAUCUUGGAAACACUGAACAUGGCCGACUUGACCGGCGUCCUUCCUAAAGAUAUCGAAUGUUUCGUCCAAGGACAUGACAACAAGAUAAGCAACUUGGCUUGGCAUCCUUUUCAACAUCAGCUCGCUUCAAGUGGAUAUGACAGCACAGUGAGACUUUGGUGUCCUGAUACGCAUUCUUUAGAGCAGACGUUAGUUUAUAGAAAAUCAAUGAAUGUCUAUGGAAGCGAACUCCAUGGUGAAGUCAUUUCUAAUUUAUGCUGGUCUCCAAGUGGAACUUACUUAUCUGCAUCAAUGGAAAACUCGCUCAAUAUUUGGUGUCUAAACGAAGAGGGCAAGAUAAGCGGCGAGUGUUAUAUCGACAGUGACACAGACUGGAUCACUUCGCUCUGUUGGCCUGCAAACCGUCUGGAACCGAAUGAAACCGAAAACCUUCUGAUAGGAUGUAUCAAUGGAACUGUGUCUGUGAUAAGUGUAAAGCCAAAUUCGUAUACAAAGGUAGAGUUAGCCCACUGCUCUCAACCCAAUGCAUCUGUGAUACAAAUCGUGUGGCACACUGAAGAAAAACUCUUUGCCAUUGCGUUUUCUGAUGGCACUCUUAGAAUAGGAAAUAUGAUAAAUAAGAAAAACAUAGCAACAAUUCAAGCGCACGAAACGACAAUAAACGCAAUACAAUGGUCCCCUGAGAGUGAAAUGUUGGCGUCCUGUUCAAAUCAAGACAAGACUUGCAAAGUUUUCAGCCAGAAUGACAAAGGAUGGACAUCGAUUUACAAUUUGCCACACAACCAUGAUCUGUCAACACUCACUUGGUCACCAAUUAUUGGAAAAGGUACACGGCCGUACCUUCUGUGUGUUGGCACUGCAUCAGGUAUAAUUUACGUGUGGCUGCUGCCAAGGCCUGGGAACGAUGCAACUUCAUCCCUCUUGCAUACUCUCCAAGGCCAUUUGUACAAUCCGGUGACAUCACUUUCUGUCGAUCCGACUGGAUUUGUCCUCGCUUCCGGCUGUGGAAAGGGAACAAGCGGUGUACUCAACUUGUGGUCGUUAAACGAAGGUUGUGUAUUUCAAACACAUACCGGCACUGGCGGUGUACAAUCAGUUGCCUGGAUGGACAUGUACGGUCUGGCCGUAGCUUUCAGCAGAUCAAAAGAUAUUAAUGCUGUGGGGCCCUCCAGAAAAUCACUCAUUCUACCUAUAAGCCGUCACAAUUUGAUGAAACGCGGCAUAUUCGGUCUGCACACUGCUCCUUGUCUGGUGUCCCUCAUAGAAAAUCUACCUCUCCUAUUGACAAAGCAGUGUGUCUACGAGACCCCGUUUGUCAACAACGGGCAGCAGUUGAUUUGUAGUGAUUAUUUUAAAUGCUUGGUCGCACUAACAUUAUCGCUCUCAUUAGAUGGCAUACUUUGCUAUGACCGUGGCCCUCCAAAUGACGAAGAAUCUGUCACCUUGUUGCCCGAAGGAGCUUGGCUGCGUACAAUCAGCCUUGCUGCCAAAGCGGCACAAGCGCUCGUGUGCAGAAGUCAAUUUGCACCUGAGUUUAUUGCUCAAAAACCUGAAAUUGCUCAACCUGAGUACUGGUCUCUUGCUAUUGACAACAGUGCAUGGACCUUAAAAGCGGAUGAAGAAAUCAUCUCCUGGUCAACAACAAUGCCUCAAGACUGGCAAAUGGGCUCGAGGUGUGAAGCAUAUCUAUGGGGCAACGGACGACACGGACAGCUCGCGGAAAUAGGGCACAGUUCGCACAGGCCAGUUCUGGCCGAGUCAUUUUCAAACGCACAACAAAUCAUCUGCGGUCAGAACUGUACCUUUGUGAUACAAGCAAAUGGUGUCGUAUUGUCCUGCGGCGAAGGCAGCUAUGGCAGACUAGGCCAGGGCCAUGCAGACGACCUCCACUCGUUGAGCAUCAUAUCAUCACUUCAAGGUUUUGUAAUAAUACAAUUGGCUACUUCAUGCGGCUCCGAUGGCCACAGCUUAGCCCUCGCAGAAAGCGGGGAAGUCUUUUCAUGGGGAGAUGGUGAUUUUGGCAAAUUAGGUCAUGGCAAUAGCGAGAGACAACGUAGGCCGAGGCAAAUAGAAGCUCUUCAGGGUGAAGACGUAGUCCAGGUUGCAUGCGGUUUUAAGCAUAGCGCAGUUGUCACUUCAGAUGGCAAACUUUUCAUGUUUGGAAAUGGUGAUUAUGGGAGGCUCGGGGAUGGCACUACGAGCAACAAAAAACUCCCGGAACGGGUGCAAGCUUUAGCAGGCAUUGCCAUCGGCCAAGUCGCCUGUGGCCUCAAUCACACAGUCUGCGUUUCUCAGGAUUGUACAAUGUGCUGGUCAUUCGGUGAUGGUGAUUAUGGUAAACUUGGCUUAGGAAACACCACAACAUAUCAUACGCCUCAGAAAAUAGAAGCGUUGUAUGGGGAGUUUAUAAAGAAAGUCUGCUGCGGUGCGCAGUUCACGGCUUUUCUCACGUUAAACGGUAAAGUUUUCACCUGUGGCGUCGAAAGGCUGAUUGGACUUCCUGAGUGCCGAUACUCAAAUCAUACCCGGCCCCAGUUGGUCUCUACGCUUUCAAUGCAUUUUAUUGAGGACAUUGCCGUCGGUGCAGAACACACUUUGGCAUUGACUUCAGAAGGCCUUGUAUUUGGAUGGGGUAACAAUUCUGAUGCCCAACUCGGACUCGGCCAUUCGGCACUUGCUGUCAAACAGCCCUUGCCAAUUCCAGUUUUAUCUGACAAAGGAAUCAAACAAAUUUCUACUGGAAGAUCACAUUCAGCAGCUUGGUCUGUACCUCCCGUACCGAGAAGGAAAUCAGGUAUCACAAGAAGUACGCAGUUUGGACUUCCUGCGUCCAUUCCCUCUCAGUACGGCCAUUUACAAAAUACUCCUAUACCAGCGAUCCAAGCAAGGCUCAGUUUACUCCAUCUCUUUUCGGAUACCCUGUAUUCUUGCUGGCGUGUCCUUCCUCUUUGUGCUGAGGAAGCACCAUGGUCUCAGAUUUUCCCUUAUGGGUGGUUGGGCUCACCGGUUCUCCGGCCGUUACUCUUACCAAGAGUGUACACUCUGCCGUUGGUGAGAUGUCUUGGAAGGACGAUGGUUCAAGGUCGUAAUUAUGGCCCUCAAGUCACCGUCAGCAGGCUCAGUGCGACAAAACGGACAUCGAACACAAUCGAACCGAUAUUCACCCAGAUCGCAAGACAGGUCGUAAAGAUGAAAGCUUCCGAUCUAAGAUUGCCGUCACGGGCUUGGAAGGUUAAGUUAGUCGGUGAGGGUGCAGAUGAUGCAGGUGGAGUUUUUGACGAUACAAUAACAGAAAUGUGUGAAGAGAUGUUGAACGGAACAAUUCCUAUUUUGAUCCCGACGCCAAAUACAACAAACGAUACAGGAUACAGCCGUGAUAGAUACCUUCUAAAUCCUUCUCUCACCGAACCUCAUCAUCUUCAGUGGUUCAAAUUUUUAGGAAUUCUUUUUGGUGUGGCUGUAAGGACGAAAAAGCCAUUAGCGUUGCCGCUUUCAGCUAUAGUCUGGAAGCUUCUCGUUAAGGAGCAUGUCUCGUGGGACGACUUGGAAGAAAACGACGCCUUGUAUGCUCAGAGUCUUAGAGGAAUUCGUGACAUACACCAGUCAGGUGUGACUGAAGAGACGUUUUACGAGGUCAUCCCACUUGAGUGUUUCGAAGGGACGAGCUGGACGGGGAAAAUGGUGCCUAUAGUCCCAGGUGGAAGGAGCAUACCAUUGACGUUCCAGAAUAGGCUCCAAUACGUUGAACAGGCUGUUAAUUUCAGGCUUCAUGAGAUGGAUAUGCAGGUUGCAGCUGUUAGAGAAGGCAUGGCUUGGAUAAUCCCUGUACCACUUUUAUCGUUGGUGACUGCAAGCCAUUUUGAACUUUUGGUCUGUGGCCUACCCCAUAUUUCGAUUCCACUUUUGAAAAAAAUCGUUCGUUAUCGAGAUUUGGAAGCUGGCUCACCAUUGAUCCAGUGGCUGUGGGGAGCGUUGGAGAGUUUCACAGACGCAGAGAAGGUCCUUUUUAUGCGAUUCGUUUCAGGAAGGUCAAGACUUCCAGCCAACCUUGCUGACGUAUCCCAGAGAUUUCAAGUGAUGAGGGUCGACAGGGCUGCGGAUGGUCUUCCAACUGCGCAGACUUGCUUUUUCCAGCUCCGCCUGCCACCGUACUCAAGCCCUGAAAUCUUGGCCGAGAGGCUGAGGUACGCUAUCAACUCAUGCAGGUCCAUCGAUAUGGACAACUACAUGCUGACGAGGAACAGGGAUGCUUCCGAUGAAUUUUCUGAUGAAUAUUAAAUGUUACUCUUUUAUAGUGAAAUGUUACAUUUUUAUUUAUUAACUUUUUUCUUCUUUUUUUUUUUUUACUUUUGUUACUUUGUUCUACAGUUUAUCCGUUGGAAAGACAUUUAAUUAAAAAUUACUCAUUUUUGUGAAAAAUAACCUAUAUUUAUUUAAAAUGUACAGUCUAAAAAAAGAAAAAUAUCACGAUUUUUCUAAUUACAAACAUUACUAUUAAGUAUGAUUCCUAUAAUGACAUUAAUUAAAAAAAAUAUAUAUAAAAACCCUGAAAAGUCUGAGUAAGCAUACAUAUAUACAUAUAAUAUUUGUAUUUAUAAUAAAUGUUUCUAACAGUGCUGUGAAUAUAUAAUAGCAUAAUUGAAUAUUAUAUAUGUAUUUGACUUUAAACAAAUGUCAUAUUUCAAAAGUAAUACAUGCUGUAAUAUUAUGUUGCCUCAAAGGCAAUUAAAAAAAAAAUUAUAACAACUUAAUCUAUGGUGAGAGUUCUGAAAGAGCCAUCCAUUAUAUUUAUAGAAUUUUUUUUGUCUAAUCUCUUGUUGUUGUUCGCAAUCCAGGGAUUGGUUUUAAACCAGUCUCUGUUUUUCUCAACCUUUGAUUUCCAUGUUUCUGAAAAAUGGGGGAAAACAUUGUGGUCAUUAGUUAUUUUUCACCAAACAAAGACGUAAAUGUAUGUGCAAUAAAUAAAUGAAUGUUUAUUAUCGUCAA
Molecule: messenger RNA, 13948 nt
Organism: Cimex lectularius (bed bug)
Lineage: Eukaryota; Metazoa; Arthropoda; Insecta; Hemiptera; Cimicidae
Product: probable E3 ubiquitin-protein ligase HERC1
Exons: 66
Coding region: 254-13240 (4328 amino acids)
Molecular function (GO): ubiquitin-protein transferase activity; protein binding
Source: RefSeq, a predicted model, not a curated record